UAUGGUCAGUGUUGUCUUCAAACCAGAAUGUGGUGACACUCCUGGGAGCGUAUGAUGAUGGGAAACAUGUUUACAUCUUUAUGGAGCUUAUGGAAGGUUCGUGAAAGUAUAUCCAUUUUAUAAGUAGGCAUUAAUACGUGCAGUUUUUUUACGUUCAGUAUACGCACGGAAAAGUUUAAACCCAUUUAAAUGAAGAAUUAUAAAAUAAUUAUAUAAAAAGGACAGUGUUUAUAUAUAUAGUUUUGCAUGUGCAUGAUUUAUUGUGCAUUUCUUAAUGAAAAUAAUUCGUACUUUUGUUAUCUUCAUUUACUUUUUCAAAUCUUGGAAAUGCUUUUAUAAAUAUUGAAAAGUUUAUUUGAUGGCUUUCCUCGCGGCCUUUGACCUAGUGUUUUUCCACAGUCUGUGUCUUUUUGAAGUUUUUCACGCGGAUUUUUGCUUCGUCAUAUCUAGAAAAAACCGGUUUAGACGACGGCGAGACGGAUUUUUACCGUGUAACCCGCUCUUAGAUUUUCAUGUUCUCAUGACCUUAUUUGGUAAAAUUACGUCAUUGUCAUAUAUAAUUAUAAAGAGUGCUAAUUUUUCUUCACCUUAUAUACAAUCUCUGACAAUUUCCCAUAAGAACAUAUGAUCUUGUUUAAACAGGUACGCUUAAAUACAUCGCUGACAACCGUGAAUUCCUGAAUAUCGAUGAGAGGAGAGCGGUAGCUCUGAUGAAACCAAUUUUAAAAUUUCUUGCUUUUAUGCAUGAUGAUGGAUAUGUCCACGCUGAUAUAAAACGUAAGUUUUUGCACACUGAUCUUUUUGUCGAUUUAAUUAAAGAAAGAAAAAGUGAGAUAUCUUAUCAAAUUGUUGGAACAAUUUAUCUAGAAAAUACAAAACAAGUGAAACUCCAAAGAUCAAUAACAUUUUUAUUUAAUAUCAUAAAUAUAAAAAUGUUAUCGAUAAAUUGUGAAUUUGGGCGUGGGAACAUUCUUGGGCAAAAUGCAACGCUCAAAACAAGUGUAAGAAAAGAAACAUAUAUCCACGUCCAUUGUGCUUUUUACGCGUUUUGGGGUUGCGAGUUUCAAGUGAGGACAAUUCAAUUACAUGUAGCAGUAUGUUCAAUUAUUUAGUAAUUAUAUUGAUAAUUAUUUCUGUAGCUGACAACAUCUUAUUUGGUAAUAACGACAUAAAAGUCGGCGACUUUGGAUUGGCUGUGGAUCGUAGGGACAAAACCUCAAAUAUCGGCAUUCGUGGUACAGUGCCUUACAUGCCCAAAGAGUUAUUUUGUGGUGGGGAAUAUCGAGCAAGUGUUGACAUUUACGAAGCUGCUGGUGUCUGGAAAUAUUUGCUGACUGGUUCCCAUCCGUGGGCAGGAUAUGAAGCGCAUGCUGUUAUGUUCAAGGUUAGAAGAGAAUGAUUCAGUUCAUCCUCUAUAUAGAUCAAUAUUAAAUAAUAUAUAUACAGCUAUUUCAAUUAAGGUGGCAGGGCUUUAUCCACGCCCCAACUGACCUCUGGUAAACGGCGGUCAAAACUCAAUCUUGGAUUGAGUUUUUAAACUGAAUCUUUCCCCCAACGAAAAGGAAAAAAAAACGAAAAAAUCACUUUCACACGCUUUAGGUUUUGGAAUUCCGAGAAACAGGGUUAUUUGAGCUGGGUUUUUUUUUCAAAAUAAAACGACGUGUUUAUGUUAUAAAGCUACCUCUAUCGUAUAUUUUGUGUCUUGUGCCCACCAUGCUUAGAUGGCGUGCAUGUUUGGAUUUCUGAUAAAUAUUUCGAUCCAAUCAGCACAAAUGAAAUGGGAUGAUUAAAGAAAUUUACACAAUCUUGAGCUGGAAGAGUGAAAAAGCCGCAGAAAAAAUAGGCUCGAAUACGACCACAUCGAUGCAUGGCCUCUUUGUAUUGCGCAAUGUUUACAUAAGAUUACAUCAUUCACAAAUCACGCGGUUACAUUCAAGCAACGUGAUGGCAACAUAGUCUAAGAUAUGUUGAAAUAGAAAAAGCUUUCAGGGACUUUGCCCCUUGACUCCCAGGGCUACAUUCGUGCGUCACAAAAACUGAAUCUUCUUUUCUAAAACGGGGGUCAACAAAAGUGCUUGGAUAAAGCCCUGCGGUGGUCCCCGAGCGAAGCGGAAAAGUCGAACAUGAGCGCGAAAGGAUUGCUGGGAAUCGUAAUUGAUUAAUUGUAUACGGAAAAGGUAAACUAAAAUACGACGGCAAUUUAUCUUUACAUGCCAACGGCGGUUUUGCAACAAAACAAUAUUUUGAAUUGGAUCUGUUUUGAUAUAGGUUGGCUCUGGGGAAAUUCCAGAAAUACCAAAUAAUUGCUCUGAGGAAACAAAGCAGUUACUGAAACGUAUGUUCCAUCCUGAUAGCGAGAAACGGCCAACGGCUAAGGAAUUGCUGCAAGAUCCGACGUUUUCUGACACUUCAGGUAACUUGAUAAGUUUUGAAACCAACCAACAGUCCUUACAAUUUUAAAAACAAUUAUAUAUAUUAAUAUAGCUAAAAAUGGAUUUUUGAAUUUUGAAACCUGAUUGUAAUAUUGAUCCAUAGAAUUAGCUACAUGAAAUUAAUUUGUUUUAAUGUCUUCGAUAGAUUCCUUUGUAGCGUAUAGAAAGUGAUAAGUACUUGAUAACUGCAUGUUGGCAAAAAAUUGCUGCGGAUAAUUUCAUUUUUUGCGGUAUUGUCGACGGCCAUUGCCGUUACAUUGCAUCAAGCAGCAAUAGUGGAAUCUAAACAAUGUUAGCUGAAUGACCAUGAUUUGGUUGUACAAUCAAUAAAAUUUGUGUUAAGCUCGAUUCAAAUAAGAUAUGUCAUUGCUCUAACCGUUCAUAAUCGUAAGAUAACGCAAAGAAAGCACAAAUACGGCUGACGCGAGUUCCUCUUUAAGCCGCGGACAUGUAUGACUGCCUUACAUCGCAUAUGUUAGAAUUCUUUACCCAAAAAUCUUUUGUAAAUUUUGACAGAGUCAGUUUUAGACGAGGUAUUGGUAGAAGUACUGGUCGACACCCAGCUACUUCGGAAUGAUGGUAAUUUGGCGUUUGCACCAAUGACGCUUGAUGGUGACGAUGACGAACCAGACCCAGCACAGUAAGUUUGGAACAUUUUUUGUUGAUGCUUCACUAGUUCACUGUUACUGCAUGCAAGAGAUGGUCAUGCGUACAAUUUCGUCCCUCUCUAAAAACUAACCCGUAAGCCUCGAUCAAUAUUCACGUAUUGAGAGUUCACAUAUUGUUGUCACGAAUUGAUGAUUCCCCUUAUUACGUUUUCGUAGCGCUUUGCAUUGUGGUUAUAGUGGUAUCACUGAUAAAGAUAGCGGCCUCGAAUGAAAAUAUUGAAUGUUUUCGCGAAUAUCUUGCUGUUGGCUAUCGCGCACCUGAGUUUUUUUUAAAAGUUCUUGCACGGGUCAGGACAAAAAUAAGCCCUCUUUGAAUAUCAGUGAUACCACUAUAACCACAAUGCAAAGUACUACAAAAACGUAAUAAGGGAAAUCUAGUAUUGUUACGGGGGACAUUGCAAGCAUUAGAUUAACAAGAUACCGUAAAUAGAAAUUUAAUAUACUGUAGUAAGUGUUUAAAUUACGUUUUAACUUAAAUAAAAUACAUGACAGUGUUGGGAUUAAGAACAGCCGACCAAGGUCACGUGACUGCCAACUCUCAUGCACUCUUAUCUUCGUUUCAUCCGGUCUUAAGACAUUUUAAACUGGGAGCACAAGUUUCAAGCUUAGUAGUUGAAAUAUUGCAGCUAUUUGUGAUUGAAUUGUUAUCGAAAGGAGAUAUUUACCAUGUCUCUAAGAAAUAGCCGCCAUAUAUGAUUUCUAAACUGAUUAAAUGAUGCUCCCAUUAUGCUUUGCACGCUUAGAGUUUAAAAGGCCCUGUCACACUAUUGCGUAUCGUACUAGCGUAUGCCAGCGUAUGAAAAAUAUCACUCAUAUACGCCGGUAUAUAUACGCUGACAUACGCUAGGGUUACGUCGGGCAUAGGUUGUAUACGUUUCAAGCACGGUCGCAUACGGUGGCAUGCAUACGCUGGCAUACGGCGAGGCAGAAUUUUUUUUAAGCAUGCUCAAAAAUUUUGUGCGUAUUCGGACGUAUAGUUUAUACGAUAAGUAUACUCUAGGCACACGCUGAAUACGCUCAUACGCUGGCAUUUCAAAGGAUUUUUGUGCGUAUGAAAAUUAUUUCAUUAAUUUUCAUACGCUUUUUAUAGUACGUUUCUCUCAUACGCAAUAGUGUAACAGGGCCUUAAGGUUUAGGUUUGCAAAGAAUAACCUUUAUUGAAUUAGCUAUAGUAUAUUUACUUGGAGACCUUUGUCCAUUGGGUUGUAAAACCAGAUAAGGCUUUUCAUCCAGCUACAAGUGGCAAAGACACACUUAAGCCUGGUUCACACGAUGAAAUAAGCAUAAGCACAAGCAGCGAACCUUUGAUGUGCAUAAACGUAAGCAUAAGAAGAACGCAACAUUUGUUCUUCUUAUGUUUAUGCUUAUGCACAUCAAAGCUUCCGCUUGAUUAUGCUUAUGCUUAUGCUUAUGCUUAUGCUUAUGCUUAUGCUUAUGCUUAUGCUUAUGCUUAUUUCAUCGUGUGAACCAGGCUUUAGUGUGUCUUUGCCACUUGUAGACUAUCUUUGCCACUUGUAGACUAUUGCCACUUGAACACUAUCCAUCGUCGCAUCAAAGUCGCCAAGUUCUUAUACCAUAUACCAUAUAUUUUUUGCAGCCCUUUGUGAUUCCUCGCAGGAAAAACAGAACAGAACAGAAUCUUCAUUAACAGGCACGGAAAACAUGUGUAUAUUAGAUUAACACUCUUAUACAAACACUGAAGGAUGUGGUUCGGUAGAUAAGCACUUGUAGUACUACUUAAUUUAAUAUACAAUAUAGUAAUUCAUUUAUCAUCAUGUAAAUAUCAAAUUCAUAUGUAGACUUAAAAUUAGUAGUAAAGCAUGACCCAUAGUCUUCAUUAAUUUUCGUACAAUCAUUAGAAUUUUAGCACGUAACGCUCUUUGAGCAAAGUCAGUAGUUCUUAGAGGCUCUUAACGAUAGUUCUUAGAGCAAAUAUCGAUGUAAAUCAAUGCUGUUUAAAUUAGUGGCAAGGAUAGGCGGUACGUAGACAAUGGCCUCGAGGGGCAGACCCCGCAACAAUUGUUCUAAAUCCAAGGAGAACAUUCCUAAGAUCCAAACGACAACAGCUCUACUUUCAAUCCUAACCACCUCUCGCUGAAAAUGUAGCAACUAUAGUGCCGCUAUUGAGACCGUAGAAAUCGCAAAUUUUCAAGAAGGGUUCGAUCAGUUUAUGCUCCGAUCUCGCCACUGGUCUGAAUUGUAUUUAGAGCAAUUUUCAUAUAAUGUAAGUAUUAUUUGUAAUGAAUAGAAAAAUAGAACUUUCUUCUAAAAAAAGAAAAAUUUACUUUAUCUCAAUCAAGCUUUCUACAAUAUACCUAGCUCUAUAUAUAG
Molecule: messenger RNA, 5431 nt
Organism: Paramuricea clavata
Lineage: Eukaryota; Metazoa; Cnidaria; Anthozoa; Malacalcyonacea; Plexauridae
Source: the annotation of a GenBank genome assembly